Molecule: messenger RNA, 2202 nt
Organism: Cladocopium goreaui
Lineage: Eukaryota; Dinophyceae; Suessiales; Symbiodiniaceae
Source: the annotation of a GenBank genome assembly
GUGCACAUCAAGUGUCAUCCCAAAGAAAAAGGCGUCCCCAUUUUGUCCAAUCGAAACGUCAGAAACGUCGGAUACGCCCAACGUGACCGGUCCGCUGCACGAUUCGACGUGCAGAUCUCAUUUCUCCUCUUCUCAGAUGGUCGUGCAGACCCAGAGGUUCAAAUCGGCACAUCUCCAGACAUGUCGUGCAAACAGCCUUGCGUGACUGACCCUUCUGCAUUCGUGAACAAAGUCUUGGAGGGCAAGCUCUCCAUCCACGAAUCCCGACGACCAGUCCUCAAGAAGCAUGUCGCCGCAAUGGUCUGCAAUGUGCAACGGGGCCUGCGGCUUGAACCGGUGGCUCUUUUUGGGGCCUGGUCCGAUGCUGCAGAGCAACAAGUACUGCGCUCACUACGAUCAAAGCAGGCAGCGCUAUUGGCUUUGGCAUCCCCUCCGCCAGUCUUGGCUUUGAAGGAUGCACCACUGACAGUAUGUGGUGGGGCCGCCGUGACGCCCUGUGCCGCAUCGCCGCCGCCGCGCUGUGGCCUGGUGGCGACGUGGCGGACAUGGGCGGCGAGUGCACGGUGUGUGGAGGCCCAGGGCGGUGGCGGGGAAGUCGAGAUGUUGGCGCUGCUGUCAGAUGAUCUUUCCCUGUUGAGGAUGGAUGCGCGACUGAAGGAGGCUUUUCGAGAUGCUCCCUUCGGUGGAACUGAACAGGACUUUGUCCGGGCCUGGAGACGAGCCAUUGCAGGCAGUGGUGCCAAAGGCGUAACGUGCAUUAAGGAGGCUUGGCGGCAGCAGCAGCAACUUGAAGGCGACCCAGAGAAGUUGGGUCGCAGGGAGAUGUUGGAGCACCUGCAGCGAAAGAUGGAUCUGGAGUUCCUGCGAGAGCAUGGCCUCAAUAAGAAGUUGGAUCGGCUCCUUAAGUCCUUGACCAAGCAACAGGUGCUAGAUGCCUGGAAAGCGGCAGGAGAGGUCGGAGCUUCGUCUCAAGGCCCACGGCCACGUGGAAGCAGCGUGGAACUGCUGGAAGCGGUGAAGGUGCCAUUGGCGCGGCUGCCUGAGGGAUCCAUCGUAGCCCUUUUGCACGAGGACUGUGAAGCGGAGCUCAAUCUCUUCCUGAGGCUCACCACUUCGGCCCCUGCAGUCCCUGCGGUCCCUGCAGUUCUGUUUGUGUUGGGUGCGGUGCGCGACAUGACGCAGCAGGAGCUGGAGGCAUUGCAACUGGCAUCGACGGCCUUGAAGCUGAAGCUGGUACGUUUGCGCAUCGGUGCCACGCCUGAGUUCAGUUCCAAGGUGGUGCGAUGUUUGGCCGCGGCGCAUUUGCACGACCUGGUCCUUCCUGCUGUGGAAGAUGCGAUCAACGCCAAGAAGAAACUUCGAAAGAAGCAGGCCUCCGGCGGGGUGGACUUCACUUUGCUCUACGCCUUGGACUUCGAGGCCUCCGCGGUGGACCUUCAAACCGCCGGGCGGAGGAGACUGCUGCAGCUGCUGCAGUUGUGCGUGUGCACCUUGUGGCGCUCGAAGAUCGGAGAUGCCUUGACCGAAGGAGAUGUCAUGGCGGGACGCUACCUGGAACCGCAUCUCCGUUUGCUGUUUUCCGACGGCACCACCCUGUCGUUGGGCACUGGCUUUGUGGAAGGCAUGUCGAGGUCGCACAAGGCAGCGCCCACCGAACGGCAACUUUUGGAAGCCUUGCAGACGCGGCUGCAGCGAAAAACGCCUGGACCAUGGCAAAAGCGCUUGAGGAACCUCCUGGCGAAAGCGGCGCAAGCAGACGCAGACGGGUGUGCACUACUUCUGAGUCAUGAGGGUUGGGAUCCCUUUGCCGCGCACGCUUCGACUGCUUCGACUGCUUCGACGCGCAAAGACGGAGACGUCUCGGUUGAAACGGUGAAGGGCGUGCUGCUGAUGGCAGCAGCGUCUCCCAGCCUUGCAGAAAAGCUGCGCAAGAGCUGUGAGGAAAUGGAGCUUCAGACGGUGCCCGUGUCAUUGGCGCACCAAAAUGCUCCAAGUGCCGUGGUCAUGUUGCAGUUCAUGCAUUACUGCAACACCCUGUCGCCCAUCUUGCAGCGCCUCGCGGCCGCGCGUUGCGCUGCAAGCGGAAAACAGCCGCUGAAAUAUGAUGGCCGUGGCUGCUUUCGAUGUGAUGAGAUGAUCAUCGCUGUUUCCCCUGCACCAACGGGUGUUGUCUUUUCACGGUGCUAUAUUUCCUUCCUUUAA